Messenger RNA from Sorex araneus (European shrew), 5558 nucleotides. It is a transcript of the gene RCHY1, whose product is annotated as ring finger and CHY zinc finger domain containing 1. Gene Ontology annotation, molecular function: zinc ion binding; ubiquitin protein ligase activity. NCBI's taxonomy places the organism in Eukaryota, Metazoa, Chordata, Mammalia, Eulipotyphla, Soricidae. The transcript is spliced from 10 exons. Bases 123 to 998 code for a protein of 291 amino acids. Gene Ontology annotation, biological process: ubiquitin-dependent protein catabolic process; protein ubiquitination. The record is from RefSeq and is a predicted model, not a curated record. Gene Ontology annotation, cellular component: nucleus.
CGGCGGCGGCGGCGGCGGCGGCGGGCGAGCGAGCGAGCGUGCGGGAGCGGCGGCGCUCCUCUGGGCGUGGCUUUCCUUCCCGAGGGGCCGGGGUCCGAGGAGCCGGUGGCGAGGUGCUGGCCAUGGCGGCCUCGCUCCUGAAAGAUGGCGCCGGGCGGCGGGGCUGCGAGCACUAUGAGAGAGGAUGUAUCCUGAAGGCACCUUGCUGUGAAAAGCUUUAUACUUGCCGGUUGUGUCACGAUAACCAAGAGGAUCAUCAACUAGAUCGCUUUAAAGUAAAGGAAGUGCAGUGCAUAAACUGUGAAAAAAUUCAGCACGCCCAACAGACUUGUGAAGAAUGCAGCACAUUAUUUGGAGAAUAUUAUUGUAGUAUAUGCCACCUCUUUGACAAAGACAAGAAGCAGUAUCAUUGUGAAAAAUGUGGAAUUUGUAGGAUUGGUCCAAAGGAAGAUUUUUUCCACUGUUUGAAAUGUAACUUAUGCCUAGCUAUAAAUCUUCAAGGGAAACACAAGUGUAUUGAAAAUGUCUCCCGACAGAACUGCCCGAUCUGUUUGGAGGACAUUCAUACAUCCCGUGUUGUUGCUCAUGUUUUGCCAUGUGGGCAUCUUUUACAUAGAACGUGUUAUGAAGAAAUGUUGAAAGAAGGCUACAGAUGUCCGUUAUGUAUGCACUCUGCUUUAGAUAUGUCUAGGUACUGGAGACAACUGGAUGAUGAGGUAGCACAGACUCCGAUGCCUUCAGAAUAUCAGAACAUGACUGUGGACGCAUAUCGAAUACGCCAUGGGGAGCUUGCUAGACUCUGCUAUGCGGGUGAGAUACUCUUGGUAGCUUGCCAGGCUCCCCGAGAGGGACGGAGGAACCGAACCCAGAUUCUCUGCAAUGAUUGCAAUGAAAGAUCAACAGUUCAGUUUCAUAUAUUAGGCAUGAAAUGUAACAUUUGUGAAUCCUACAAUACUGCUCAAACUGGAGGAUGUAGAAUUUCACUAGAUCAACAGUGACCAGCCUAUACUUACCGCACUGGAAAACAACAUUUUUCCUGUCUUUAUUACUCUGUUCUCAUAAUGUGUCAGAAUCUAUGCAUUAUAAUUGAUGUGUUUUUGUAAUAGUUUCACAGCAUAAAAUCAUAUUAUCAGAACUCUGUAGGAUUAUCAUAGCUCUGUCUUGAAUGAUAACCUCUGCACUUGUGUUUUGAUUGAAAAUUUCUUAAGUGUCAGUUAUUUGAAGCCAAUAACGUUUUGUGCUGAAAUUCAUAUCUAUAGAUGUGUAUUAUACUUUUUUUGUUUUGGGGUCACACCCAGUGAGUGAUAGUUAGGACUUACUCCUGUACCUGCACUCAGGAUCACUCCUAGUGGGAUUGCGGGGACCAUAGGGAUUACCAGGGAGUAAACUCAUAUUGGCCGCAUGCAAGACAAGUACCUUACCCUCUGUACUAUUACUAUAUUAUACUUUUAUGGAACCUUGCUCUAAGUGACACUAUGUUCUCAGAAUUCAUUUCUGGUUCUUCAUAGAACUACGUUGAAUUCUCUCUUUUGUGGGGUUUAUGGAACCAUGCCUGACAGUGCUCUGGGCUUACUUCUGGCUCUGUGCUCCGGAAUCAUUCCUGGUGGGACACGGGACACCAAAUGUGAUGCACAGAUUAAACCCAGGUUAUCUAUGUGUAAGGCAAGCACCCUACCCACUGUACAAUUGCCCUGGCCCCCAAUUUUUUUUUUUUUUUCUUUUUGGGUCACACCCGGCGAUGCACAGGGGUUACUCCUGGCUCUGCACUCAGGAAUUACUCCUGGCGAUGCUUGGGGUACCGUAUGGGAUGCUGGGAAUUGAACCCAGGUUGGCUGCAUGCAAGGCAAAUGCCCUACCUGCUGUGCUAUCUCUCCAGCCCCCAGGGCCCCAAAUUUUUAAUAUUCUUGAUUUUUUUUAAGGACUGUGCUGUAAUGAAAAUAUGUCUUAUCCUUAAAGUCUGCAUAUAAUAUCUUUGGGUUUUCUAAAAACAUUCCUUUGGAUCCUAUAAAUGUGAAUUCUGAUGUAAUAACUGCUAAUAAAAUUAUAUUGCAACAGUGUUUUAUAGAACUUCUCCCCCAAGGUUACUUAGUUUGGCCCAUUAGGGACAGUAGACCCAGUCUUGUGAGAAAAUUUCUUUUCCUUUUGAGGUUUUCUUUUUAUAAGAGUGGUUGGAAAAAUGUAUAAUAAUAGAACUUCAUAAGCCUUAAGUAAAACCAUCAGCACUGAAAAUAAUUUAAAGUUGCCUAAAAUUAUUUCUCCAAAGACUAACUCAGUCAGGUAUUUAAUGAGCAGCUACUCUUUAAAUUCUGGGUGUUGUUGUUUUAGGGCCACACCUGGCAGUGUUUGUGGGUUACUUCUGGGUUCUGUGCUUGUGUUCAUUACCGGCGGUGCUCAGGGAUCAACCCAGUUCCCCUGGAUGCAAUGCGCAUGCUUAGCGGUCAGUCCCAGGGGCUCAUUCAUGAGCCACAUCCCUCGCCCCAGACUUUGAUUAUAUCUGCCUGCCUAUCUUCCUGCUCUGUUCUUUCCUUCCUCCCUGUGUCUGUUUUCCUGGCUUGGGCACAGCAAUGCUGCUGAUCUUAGUUUGGCGAAGGAAGGUGAUGUCUUGUCAUUCAUACCAGGUACUAUACAGAUAACGAAUAACUAGUUGUAAGAAAAUAAUUUCUGCUAUCUUGAGAAACUAAGUCAUACUCCUGCCCCUAGUCAGCUUAUCUUUAAUUUUAAUUUUUUUUUCUUUUUGGGUCACACCCGGCUAUGCACAGGGGUCAUUCCUGGCUCUGCACUCAGGAUUACUCCUGGCGGUGCUCAGGGCACCAUAUGGGAUGCUGGGAAUCAAACCCGGGUCAGCGCGUGCAAGACAAACGCCCUACCCGCUAUGCUAUCACUCCAGCCCCUUAAAUUUUAAUUUUUUAAGAAUUUUAAUUCAUUAAUUUAUUUUUUUAGAGCACACCUGGCAGUGCUCAAAGGCUGCUUCUGAUUCUGCUUGGGGGUUGCUCCUGGUGGUGUCAGGGGACCCAUGUGGUGCCAGAGAUCAGACUCAGGUGUCCUGUAUGCAAAACAUACUCAUGGACUGUUGAGCACACUCUGAUUUUAAUCAGAAGCGGUGAAUCUUCGAGUAGGGCUCAGUAUAUGUGGUGGUAGUAAACCUCUGUGUUUUCAGAGCAUUGUACACCACCACAUUUAUUAGCACUACUCAUUGUAAUGGUUCUCUGGAGUAGGUAUUGUCUUUGUUUUAUAAAUGAAGGCACUAAGAUUCAGAGAUUUGAUAACAGGGCCAAGUAAGUCAUUCCAGUCUCAGCCUGUUGAUUGUAUUGUUGUUGACCAGAGAUCUUGAGCAUAUUCAGUUGGGCUAUAGUGAGUUUGCCUCCUGUGUUCGCCCCUUUCAAAUCACUGCUAUAACUGGACUGGUUCCUGUGUGUUUAUUGUGAUGACAUGACAGUAUGCCCUUCGUCAUUGUAAACGUAAAAUAAACAUGGAAAGCUCUGUAAAAAGUAAAAGUUUUAUUACUUAGAGGAUCUGCAAAUUGCAUAGCACACCCUGGGCCGUAACAGUGAAAUCAUAGCAUACACAAGGCCUGCAGUUCUAUUUUACUGGGGUUGGAGGUGUGAGUGGGCUAGGCUGUCCUAGGCUCCUUGGUGAAUUCUAAACGUCGAGUAGAAUUUAAAGUUUCUGAAGAUGAAAAACAAGUGGUCCAAAUAGUUAUCAAAAUCAGCUUAGGUCUCCAGAACAAAGGAUUCUCAUGUGGGACGGUCCCUGGCCUCUUUUAUUUUGACUGACUCAAGCCUUCUUUGAAGUGGAUACCUCAGUACUUAAAAGCUUGAGUCCAGUACAAGGAGUACUGUACUGGACUACAAACAAGGCAAAAUCUAACUUUCUGGGCUUAUAUUCAGACUGUGUAAAGGUUGUAGUUGCUGGUCCAGUCUCAUCAGUAACUCCGAACUCCGGUGGAUCCGUGACUUAGUAGCCAACUCAUCUGUGGAGGAGCAUAGGACUUGCUAGACCUUCCGUUUUUACAAUUGUAAAAUCUUUAAAAUUUGUAUGUUCAACUUCAAAUUUGUCCAAAAUAAUAUAGAAUUAGUAUAUAUUAAUUUACUUAUUACGUGCUGGAAGAGGUUUUUAGAAAAUUUAAAGUUUCUUCAGGGUUUCUACCCAGGGAUUUUAAGGGUUUCUCUACAUGACUGUGCAGUGCUUAAAAUUCAUCAUCAGUUCUCAUCCACAAUCAGAAGUCUCUUAGCAUUUAGUAUGUGGCAGUUAAAAUGGGUAGAAUGAUCUCUCUUUGCCUGUGGUUCUACACAGUCUUGAUUACCAACAGCCAACCCAAACCUGAAACUAAUAAGUGAGAAAAUUCCAGAAUUUUUGUGUGCCAUUUUGACUAGUACAAUGAAAUCCUUUGUAGCUUGUUCUAUCCUGCCCAUAGGUUGAAUCAUCCCUCUCUCCAUUGAAUCCACUCUGUAGAAGGUUAUGCAUAUCACAAUACCAUUGUUACUUUGUCUUAUCGUGCAAACAUUUCAUUACAUUCCAGAAGGUUGAGUACAGUAGAAUAAGAUUUUGAGAGACCACGUACAUACAAAUUUAGUAGUUGUAUAGUUCAUUUUUAUUUUCAUUACUGUUCCUCUCUUACUAAUUUAAACUUAAACUUUUUUCAUAGUUAUGUAUAUGUAGGAUAAAAUUGCUCACAGGGUUUAGUUCUCAGGUAUGCAUUAUCUUAUUGCCCAUCAGCAGGUACAGUGACAAUUGGUACUAUUAUGUUUUGUUUAGGUUUUUCUGUCUUCAAAAAUAACCUUUAUCAUUUCUGAGGAUAUAAGAAAAGUAGAUUAAAAAAAAAACCCACAAUCUCAUCUUCCAGUGAUGAUUGCUAUUUACAUUUUUACAGAUAAUUUCAUGUUUUUCCUUUCCUAUUAUGAGAUUUCCCCCCCUGAACUUACAGGAAUGUUGUGUUUAGUCUGGCCUUAGGUGUGGUUAGAAUUGUCUUUCUCUGAAUUGGGCACAACAUAAUUGCUCGCUAAAAGAAGUCAGGUUACCCUGUCAUAGAAUUUAAUCUAUGACAUUAAACAUUAAAAGCAAAAUAUUUAAAAAAUCAUUCCACGGCGGGAGAGAGUACAGAGCUAAGACAUUUGCCUUGCCUGUGGCUCUAGCCGAGACACCACCUCUCCGCACUGCUGGGUGUGAACCCCAAACCAAAAUAAUUACUUCAGUAUGUUUAUAAAUUUCUUGGUGCAUGGAAGCUCUUUGACUCCUUUUAUUAUUAAAGAAGAGUGUAUAAAGUUGUUUAUAUUUUUCUCCUAUAGUUUCUGUUGUCUUAAGUUUGUGGAGCUCUGUAUGAUACUAGUUUUAGUUCAAAUUUCAAGUGGUAUGUUUAUGAAUCAGAUUUUUAAAUGGCUUGUUUCCUAAAAAAUUUUCAAAAAUUUAUAUUGUGUACAUGUUUAUUCUAUAAAACAUUUGUUAAUGAAGUAAAUGUGAUUACUAAGGAGAUAACAUCCUGUUUUUAAGUGUCUGCACUUGAUAAGCAUAAAUAAAUUAAUUUGAAAUGAUAAAUGCCUAGAACUAAUGGCAUUCCUAUA